AAAAGUAUUAAAAUCUUCCUAUUUCCAGACAUCUUUGACCAAGCAGCGUUAGGGUACUACGUCCUAAAACUACUCAUAUCCACAAAAUUUGUAGCCAUAUCAGUCGUCAAAUUGUUUUCUACGUGUAAAUGCAUAGAUUCAGGAUUUUACUAUAAUAGAACUUUUGAAUUGUAUAAAUAUCACUUUAGAGCUUAUCAAUCCAUUCAAAUAUUCUACAAAAUUACAAUCUUAACUACUAAAGACAUUUACAGAUCCAAAAAGAAGAUGUCGUCGAACCAAGAAUUAAGCUACAAGGCCGGAGAAGCCACCGGUCAAGUCCAGCUGAAGAAGGAAGAGUGCUUGGACAAAGUAUCACACUCAAUGAAUAAGAAUGCUGAUCAUCACACUCAGUUGCAGUCACACUCGGAACAUGAUCAGAACAAUCCGUCCCUAAUUUCUCAGGCCUCUAAUGUCAUCCAACAGACAGGUGGACAAGUGAAGAAUAUGGCACAAGGAGCAGCAGACGCUGUGAAGAACAGUCUCGGGAUGAGUCCAGCCACCAACAACCCUAGCAGCCCUGCUGGCAUGACCCGCCCAAGCAACCCUAGCUCCAGGAAUAAUUAAAGAAGUGUUUGGCCUGAUCUUCUCAAUAUAAACAAAAACGCAUGCUGUAAUUUUGGUUUUUGUUUGUUUGUUUAAGUUUCUAAAUUUUUGUUAUUUAAAAAAAAUAUGUUAUUUAAAAAAAAUUAUUGUACGCAUUGAGACAUUUUAAGUGCCUCAUUCACAAUAAACCGUAAUUAGUAAUGUUUAUGUCUUAUGAAUUGAUGUGUCAAAUGUGACAGAUCUUCUGUUCCAAAUUCUGGUGUCAGUGUGUAUUAUAUAUAAGAGUCUAUAUAUAACAGAAGAAGCUUGAGCAAGAAUCUAUAUAUAACAGAAGAAGCUUGAGCGAGAAGGUCUUAGCAAAUUAGUCAAAUACUAUUACUGAAUUUAAAUUAGUUAAAUACUGUUGGGAUUACAAAAUUUCAUGUCCAACUCUAUUUUAUUGUCUACUUUGGGCCUAAGAGACUGGCCCGCAUGGAUUACUUUUGGUUUUGGGCUCUUUUCCAAAAGGCCUAGUACUAUUAAAGUUGGAUUUCUCUUUAUAUAUUAGAUUUUUCUUUGUCUAAUAUUCGAAAUGAAACUUAACUUGUUAUCUCACAUUCUCCCCCUCAAGCUAAGGAUCACAUCCAUCUCGUGUGUUUCCUUCGGCGAAUCAUAUUUGGCACCACCUUGUACCGGUAAUCACAUGGCUUCCUUUGAGAAUGAUCUUUCUCCGACAACAUCACAGAUUCCAUGAUCUUCUAACUAAUAUAUGCCAAACUUUUUUAUUCUUCUUUAAAGGAUCCCGUUCUUACUUAAGGAUAUUGUGGUCUUCUUGCAGAUCUUCGUCAACCUGGCUCUGAUACCAAUUGUUGGGAUUACGAAAUCCUAUGUGCAACUCUAUCUUAUCUUAUUAGUACGAUAUUGUCCACUUUGGGUCUAAGAGACUGAUCCGCAUGGAUUUACUUUUGAUUUUGGGCUCCUUUCCCAAAGGCCUCGUACUAUUAGAAUUAGACUUCUCUUUGUAUAUUAGAUUUUUUUUUGUCUAAUAUCCGAUGUGGAACUUAACUUGUUAUCUCACAAAUAUUAUUACUGAAUUUAAUUAUUUCAACAACAAAAUAUUCUUAUUUCUGUUGGUAUGUGAUGCAGCAAGAUAUUUAGAAAUUAUCCAAAUAUAUUUAUUAUUCAUUAGUUUACAUAGAUACUAAUUUCUUAUUGUAUUUUUCUAUAUUUUAAUAGUUUUUUUUAUUUUAAUUGAGAUUAGAAUUUUCAGAGAUUUAAAGAUUUAUUAUAAAUAGGCAUUUAAGCCAAAUUGUAUGCAGUUUGAUUUGAUUAAUAAAGAGCUUUGUCUUUUGGGAAAAUAAUAUUCUACAUUUCUUGUAUUGAUUUGAUUAGAUUCAUCAACCAAAAAACAAAUCCCAAGCGAGAAUUCUCUAGAAUUCUUUGGUUGAGCUGGCAGGUCCUGAACGUGGUUUCUAUGACUUUUUGGUUGAGCUGUUUAUUGACUGAUAUACAAAUACAGGAAAAGAAAAACCUGAAUCUUGUAUAAUGCCACUAGCUUUCGGUAUUGUUUUGAUCAAACCGAAACGAAGUAUACACCACUGUUAACAACUAAAAUGGUAAAAAAUAUAAUUCAAAAACCUCCUUAACAUUGGUGACACUUGGAUAAUCUCUAAUAAAUUAUUCAUUAAACUGUUAACUAUUUAAAAUCUCCCAAAUUAUAUCAACUUUACAUUAUAGCAUUUUUAUUCCAAACGCAUUAUAUUUCCAAUGAUUUUUGUUUUUGUUUUUGUUUUUGUGGGUUUUAUGGCAUUUCAGGGCUUUCUCCCUUAAAAAAAAUGAAUGCGAUUAUGAUGGAAGCUUCAUGGAUAUGAUGGAGGUCCUACUGGGCUCACCCGUGGAGUCCUAUCCUAAGAACAAUAUUUCGAUGCUGGGUCAUCAAACCGACAAUGGUUUAAAUCCGACCAGCGAGAUCUUCCAACAUACCAACUUAUCAACUGAUCAUCAGUCUGAACAAAAAUCUGGUGGUCUCAGCUACAGAGUGGUUAAUAGGAUUUGAUCUCCCACCACUCCAAAAAGAGAACGUAAGUCAUCAACAAAAUUUCAGGAACCCGACUCUUGUUCCUUCUCCAAACUCCUAUAUAUCUCCUCUGCACGGUUACAGUCCCUAAAUAUGUUCUACAACUCUUAUUCACAGGUAACAUUGUCUUUUAUGUGUUUAUGAUUGAUCUCUAAUACGUAAGAUAUUUUUUUUUUGAAUGAAACUAACACGUAAGAUAUACUGUACUCUGGAAGCCCCUUUGGUCCAGUGCUUUGACCAAAGAUUCAUUGAUGUUUCUAUACCAGGAGAUUUGGGAUUUAAUUCCCGCGCGGAACUAUGCGAAUUAAGGAAGAAAAAAGGCCUACAAGAGAUAUGCAGUGUUAAAAAAAAAAGAUAUACUGUACUCUAUGAUAAAUAGUUGAAUGAAUAUGUGAUUGAACAAAUACAGUAGAACCUCUAUAAAUUAAUAUUCGAUAUAUUAAUAAUCUCUAUAAAUUAAUAAAUUUAUUCGGUUCCGAUUUGGACCGAUUCAAAAUUUGACACAAAUCGAUAAAACAAUAAAAUAAUAAUAUUUUAAAAUUUCUAUGUAAAUAUAUGGUCUUAUUAAAAUUAUAUAUUAAUAAUUUAUAUGUAUAAAUAUUUUAUAUAAGUAAGAACCUAUCAUUAUAUUGUUUGUUUUAUAUUCACAGUGAAAUUAUCUUUAUAUUUUCUUAACACUUAAAAUAUUUUGAUGAGAUUUAGUAAUAUUAUAUUUAAAACCACAUUUAAGUUAUAUGCAAUAUAUAUUAUACACACCAAAUAAUAUAAUAAAAUUAGCAUAAAUGCAAAAUUUCAAAAACUAACAAUUAAUGUCUAUACACUAAAAUCAAAUACUCCCUCCGUAUCACUUUAAGUGGUGUUUUGAGAGAGAAAAAUUGUUUCAUUUUAAGUGAUGUUUUCAAGUUUCAAUGCAAAAAGUAAAUGCAAUUUUAUGUUUUUGACUAUUUGUAUUCUGAAGUAUGAUUUUUAAUUGGUUGAAAUAUCUGUAUUUAUUGUUGUUUUUAUACAAACGAUAAAGAUUGAAUAAAAUUUUGUAAUUCCUUAAUCGGUGUGCAAGAACUUUAAUACCCACUUAUUAUGAUACAUAAGGAGUAUAUUUUUUUAUCUUAGAAUAAAUAUAUCUUAAAAUAAUAAAUUUAAAAUAAAAAACUUUUAUAAAUUAAUAAAAUUUCAAAGUCUCAACAUUAUUAAUUUAUAGAGGUUCUACCCUAUUUGACAAUAGAGUUAGGUAUGUUAUCUAAAAAAUAUUACGUGUAAUAUGUAAAAGGUCCCAGCAA
Molecule: messenger RNA, 3915 nt
Organism: Brassica rapa (field mustard)
Lineage: Eukaryota; Viridiplantae; Streptophyta; Magnoliopsida; Brassicales; Brassicaceae
Product: late embryogenesis abundant protein 1-like
Source: RefSeq, a predicted model, not a curated record